CUACUAGAAGCGAAGGCGAUGGGACUCCGUUACCCGGGAAGCCAAGCGGCAUGACGUCACCGCGCACAGCCCGUUCCUUGCCCCGGAAGGGCUUAGUGCCGCCGUGACCCCCCCACCGUCCUUCCUUCUUCCUUUCUGAAGUAGGUACCGGCGGAGCGCACCAUGGGCCGCGUGAUCCGGGGGCAGCGGAAGGGCGCCGGGUCUGUGUUCCGAGCCCACGUGAAGCACCGCAAGGGCCCCGCCAAGCUGAGGGCGAUCGACUUCGCCGAGAGACACGGCUACAUCAAGGGCAUCGUAAAGGAUAUCAUUCAUGAUCCUGGCCGAGGUGCUCCCCUUGCCAAGGUUGCAUUUCGUGAUCCAUACAGGUUUAAGAAAAGAACAGAAUUGUUCAUUGCAGCUGAAGGUAUUCAUACUGGCCAAUUUGUUUACUGUGGCAAGAAAGCUCAGCUUAACAUUGGAAAUGUCCUACCUGUUGGCACUAUGCCAGAAGGAACCAUUGUCUGUUGCCUUGAAGAGAAGCCUGGUGACCGUGGUAAAUUGGCCCGUGCUUCUGGAAACUAUGCCACAGUUAUCUCCCACAAUCCUGAAACCAAGAAAACCAGAGUGAAGCUGCCUUCUGGUUCCAAGAAGGUGAUCUCUUCUGCAAACAGAGCUGUUGUUGGUAUUGUUGCUGGUGGAGGUCGUAUUGACAAGCCUAUCCUAAAGGCAGGUCGUGCCUAUCACAAAUACAAGGCAAAGCGAAACUGCUGGCCACGUGUCCGUGGUGUGGCUAUGAAUCCUGUAGAACAUCCCUUUGGUGGUGGUAACCAUCAGCAUAUUGGUAAGCCUUCAACCAUCAGGAGAGAUGCUCCAGCUGGUCGCAAGGUCGGUCUCAUUGCUGCCCGUCGUACUGGUAGACUGCGUGGAACCAAGACCGUGCAGGAGAAGGAGAACUAAUGUCUUUCAAUACAGUUUACACAAUAAAAGGCUUAAAAAAAAACCCCA
Messenger RNA from Trachemys scripta elegans, 984 nucleotides. RefSeq names its product ribosomal protein L8 (gene RPL8). The transcript has 6 exons. Gene Ontology annotation, cellular component: ribosome; cytosolic large ribosomal subunit. Lineage: Eukaryota; Metazoa; Chordata; Testudines; Emydidae. Gene Ontology annotation, biological process: cytoplasmic translation. Bases 163 to 936 code for a protein of 257 amino acids. The record is from RefSeq and is a predicted model, not a curated record. Gene Ontology annotation, molecular function: RNA binding; structural constituent of ribosome.